AUGGGCUUUGAGGAGGUUGCAGCCUUCUCCAAUUCCCACCCCCCUCAAAAUAUACAAGAUUCAGUCGAGAGAUGGCUCUCUCCGGUGUCGAGGGAAGAGCCAGGCCGAUUCUACAACUUCAGCAGACAUUCGCAGGAACGAUGGGCAUUGAAUACCUACAACUUCAAGCCGGACGUCGAUCAAACUAGCAUCGCUUCCAUUGACGAUGAUGUCAGUGUGAGCGAUUCAGCCCAUGAGUCUUACUCCUCCGAGUCAUCUUCUCAAACGUCGUGGACGUCAACAACCGAUCCUGGCGACAUCUUCCUGGACGAGGAUGGUAGAGAGCCGCUUCCACCGCUUAAGAAGGUGCUCUCUCACACGGCACUCGAACCUCAAGAGCAGUUGUUGAAGGGACUACAGAACAAAGAUCAUAUUGCUUCUGACAGCAGCUGCCCCCUUGGGUAUGCCUAUCGUAGCCUCAAGGCUCGAGUCUCAACUCAUCUUCAACAACCCAGCCAAACCUGCUUACGACUCCGAGGGGGCGACGCCAGCUUUGACCCAGAUGCGCAGCAUUGGAGUGCUCGGAGGACUGCCUGUUCCUUCCGAAGACAAUGCCCACCUAGAUUAAAGAGGGAUACCGACGUGACAGAGCAAUUUGUGUCUCUUCUCAUCGUCUUUGCAAAGAGACUCAUCACCGCCAUAUGGCCCCUCUCGGACCGACCCCCAAUGAUGUCGGAUUGUUUCAAUGGAGCUGGUGUAUUACGCCUCGAUACCUUCAUCAAAGAAACUCUCCGACGCUCCAAGACAAGCUAUUCGACUCUGCAAGUUGCUCUGUACUAUCUGAUCCUCCUAAAGUCUAGGAUGUGUCAAGGACCGUCCAAGACCGGUUGGAGAGGCGAGUCGUCUGAGAGGUCACAAUGCCGAGCCAUGCAAUGUGGGCGUCGCAUGUUUUUGUCGGCUCUCAUGCUGGCUUCGAAAUAUUUGCAGGAUCGGAACUACUCAGCUCGUGCUUGGAGCAAGAUCUCUGGUCUCCGGAGCAAUGAAAUCAACGAGAACGAAAGAGAAUACCUUGCGCAGAUCAACUACGACCUCCAUGUUCCGAAAGAGGCUUUUGACAAUUGGAGCAAGAUUGUUUUGAUUUUGAGCAAAUUGUCGAGCGAGGGACCAGCGUGUCGGCCAAGCACUCUCAACGAGAACUUUGGUCCCCCUGGCGGUCGCCCGGGCGCUUCAUUGGCGGCCAUGAUAUCGCAAGUGGGUCUUGAAGAGAAUAUGAACGAGUAUGUGUUCUCAGAUUCGUGGUGGACUGCUUUGCUCCGGAAACUCGAGCCUAGCACUAUCAAAGACACGGCACACGUCGAUGAGUUCUUGCGAACUAACCUACCAAGCGACAAGAUGGAAAUCAUUGCGUCAUUGGCGCAGCUAAGCAAGCAAGUGAACAGACGGCCGGAGAGCUCAACCCCUGGCACGGAUGCUGGUACUCAUGGUUAUGAUCUGAAUUUCAGCGAGGCCUUGAAGACACGCAUUCCCGAGUCGACCAAGACUCAGCCGGUACAGGCUUUUCAAACUCUGGUUCAGAUGAGUCCGGCCAAGGGCCUGGCGUUACCAACUCGACCUCACCUUGGAAAUCUCCCAACUCCACAAACCACCCCUCGUCCGGAUCACUGUGCAUGGGAGCGAACCUGUAGCCGAUCUUCCCUUCGUUGCUCUGCAUCGUUGGACGCGUUGCGAAGCAUGCGGAAGCAGUGUUUGAUGAAUGCGAAUUUGGAACGUUGUCCUCCACCCCGACCUCAAAGCCUCGUCUUACCAUCUGUGAAGUGCCUUUUGCGUCCUGCAGAGACAAUUCAGGAACUUCCCAGUCGGUCAACGACCCCAGUAACUUCAUCACCGGCGUCGAUCUCGUCGGACUCGACGACCCUGACAUCCCGAUCUCGAUCAUCAUCUAUUUCGUCCAACUCUUCGUGGUCUUCCUGGGCACCAAGCAUACCCCAGUUGCGGAGAAGAGUGUGGAACGGCGUCAGCUCUCCUCUAUCUCGAGUAUCUUCGUUGUCGGACAGACACUGCAAGCCCGUCUCGACAGAUUGUCAGAGAUCGGAGAUCCCCUUUCACCGAGAAAGCUGUCCCGAGGAAUCUCGGGUUCAAGAACCAAAGAAUAUCCCUACCAGUUCCGAAGUCGCUGCCAUCCAUGGAUUGAUGUCGUUGUCAGCGUUGACAGAAUCACCCAGCCAGAGCGUCACCCCAACACCUCAGCGACUUGCUGAGAAAGGUGACGGCGGGGUACAGCAAAGGGAUAGUCACCCGAGGGGCCAAAAGAGAACUCUUUCCAAGAUCGAUUCCGACCUUCACGCCCAAGUGAGAAGUCUCCUCUCGCAGAGUCAGACGCAUAUGGAAGUCGUCGAAGAUUCUCUACCUCUUUACUCAUGCUUAACACCCACGCAAUUACAACAGCCGACCAAGCUCCUGAUGGAACCAAGGAGAGCCGUCUCCAACGCUGCAGGCACGAAACGUCAUUGCUCCAUGCAUCAUUCGUCUUCCACACCCGAUAUGUCAUUGCGCUUUCUCACAGAGGCCGUCGCGGCGUCCUGA
Molecule: messenger RNA, 2562 nt
Organism: Cladophialophora bantiana CBS 173.52
Lineage: Eukaryota; Fungi; Ascomycota; Eurotiomycetes; Chaetothyriales; Herpotrichiellaceae
Exons: 1
Coding region: 1-2562 (853 amino acids)
Biological process (GO): regulation of cyclin-dependent protein serine/threonine kinase activity
Cellular component (GO): nucleus; cyclin-dependent protein kinase holoenzyme complex
Molecular function (GO): cyclin-dependent protein serine/threonine kinase regulator activity; protein kinase binding
Source: RefSeq, a predicted model, not a curated record